CAAAACAAAGGGCCUGGGGGGGCGGGGGGAAGGCGGCGGGGCCGGAAUGUGAGCGGAGGUGGAGCCGGCGGCUGAGGGUGGAAGAAUGAAAGAAAGGGAAGAUGGGAGGAUGUUGAACCCCUUCGUAUGGCUGUAUGAUGGAAGGAAACGGAACUGAGGACCCCUGCAGUAGAACCCUUGGGUGGCUUCAACAAAAUAAUGAUGCUAAGCCAUGGCUUUGGAAAUUCUCUAAUUGCUUUUCUCGUCCCGAGCAGACAUUGCCACUUAGCCCCCAAACGAAAGAUGACAUGGAGAACAAGAAAGCUGCUGUGGAGUUAAAGGACGUGCCAUCCCCCCUUCAUGCUGCGUCUAAACUUUUUCCAGCCGUCCCGCUUCCAGAUCUUCACUCUCUCCAGCAACCUCAAAUACAGCUUUCACCUGUGCCCAAAGUAAGCUGCUGCGCUCAUUGCCCUAAUGAACCCUCCACUUCGCCACUGCGUUUCGGUGGUGGUGGCGGUGGCGGUGGCAGCGGAGGUACCGGUAGCUUGAUUCACCCAGGCGCACUGUUAGACUCCCAGAGCACCGGGACAAUCACGUGUCAGGUCGGGUCAGGGUUUGCUCUCCCGUCUGCCUCUUCACUCCAGAAUGCCUCAGCUAGGAACAACUUGGCUGGCCUUGCAAGUGACUUUCCCGGCAUGUGUCUAGAGAGUAAUCUAUCUUCCUGCAAACACCUGCCCUGUUGUGGGAAGCUUCAUUUCCAAUCCUGCCAUGGUAAUGUGCACAAGCUGCAUCAGUUUCCGGCUCUCCAGGGCUGCGCCUCUGCUGGCUAUUUCCCCUGUUCUGAUUUCACAAGUGGGGCUCCAGGGCGUCUGGAAGAGCACAUUUCACAGUCGGAGCUAACGCCUCACUUGUGCACCAAUUCUUUGCACCUAAAUGUGGUACCUCCGGUUUGUUUAAAGGGCUCACUGUACUGCGAAGACUGUCUGAACAAGCCGGCAAGAAAUAGUAUAAUUGAUGCUGCUAAAGUCUGGCCAAAUAUACCACCUCCAAAUACUCAAACUGCACCUGUUACUAUUCCUCUGUGUAAUGGCUGUGGAACCAAAGGAGCAGGGAAGGACUCCACGCUGUUAUUGGCGACCAGUCUAGGCAAAGCUUCUUCGAAAUUUGGGUCACCAGAAGUUGCACUAGCCGGACAGGUGCUGGAAAACUUACCCCCCAUCGGAGUUUUUUGGGAUAUUGAAAACUGUUCAGUUCCCUCCGGCCGCUCAGCUACUGCUGUUGUUCAGAGAAUCCGUGAGAAGUUUUUUAAAGGCCACAGAGAAGCAGAAUUCAUCUGUGUGUGCGACAUCAGUAAAGAAAACAAAGAAGUUAUUCAAGAGCUGAAUAAUUGCCAGGUAACGGUCGCCCACAUCAACGCCACCGCCAAGAACGCGGCUGAUGACAAACUCCGCCAGAGUCUCCGCAGGUUUGCGAACACCCACGCCGCUCCAGCCACGGUGGUCCUGGUGUCAACUGAUGUCAAUUUUGCAUUGGAGCUUAGUGACCUGAGACACAGGCACGGUUUCCACAUAAUUUUGGUCCAUAAAAACCAGGCCUCGGAAGCACUGCUGCAUCAUGCUAAUGAGCUGAUCAGAUUCGAAGAGUUCAUUUCCGACUUGCCCCCCAGGUUACCACUAAAAAUGCCACAGUGCCACACUCUGCUCUAUGUUUAUAACCUACCAGCAAAUAAAGAUGGCAAGAGCAUCAGCAACAGGCUCAGGCGCCUGUCUGAUAAUUGUGGUGGGAAAGUGCUGAGCAUCACAGGCUGCAGUGCGAUUCUCCGCUUCAUAAACCAAGAUAGUGCAGAACGGGCUCAGAAGCGAAUGGAAAACGAAGAUGUCUUUGGUAAUAGGAUCAUUGUGUCAUUUACUCCAAAAAAUAGAGAACUCUGUGAAACAAAGAGUUCCAGUGCAAUUGCUGAUAAAGUGAAGUCUCCCAAAAAGCUUAAGAAUCCAAAAUUGUGCCUCAUCAAAGACACGAGUGAACAAUCUUGCAGUGCCAAAGCCACGCCUGGAAAAGGGUCGCAGGCAAAUUCUGGAUCUGCUGCAAAAAACACAAAUGUUAAAAGUUUACAGGAGCUCUGCCGCAUGGAGUCAAAGACUGGCGCUAGAAGCAGUGACUCCCAGCACGGUCACCUGAGGCUGGUGGCGCCUCCCCACAGAAGCUCGAGUGCUGCAGCGCCCGCCCCCAAAAUCGCCGGGACGCCAGAGCCCACUUACAAAACCAACCCGAAGAAAGAGAACCCCUGUGCCUGGAGUGUCACCGGUUCCCCCGUGGAGAAAAAAGAGAAAGAGGAGACUCCGUUCCAAGUGAGUUACCCAUCUGCGUUCAGCAAGCUGAUCGUGUCAAGGCAAGUCAGUCCUCUGCUCACGGCACAGGCCUGGUCUUCUCGGAGUGUGUCUCCAAACCUUUUAAACAGAGCGUCCCCACUUGCUUUCAACAUUGCAAAUUCGAGCAUUGGUGCCGACAGCCCAGACCCGUUUGCAAAUGGUGCUGACAUCCAGAUCAGCAACAUCGACUACAGAUUAUCCCGGAAGGAGCUGCAGCAGCUCAUGCAGGAGGCGUUCUCCCGGCACGGCAAGGUGAAGAGUGUGGAGCUCAGCCCCCAUACAGACUACCAGCUCAAGGCCGUUGUUCAGAUGGAGAACUUACAAGAAGCAAUCAGUGCGGUGAACAGCCUCCACAGAUACAAAAUUGGCAGCAAGAAGAUCCUGGUCUCACUCGCCACCGGAGCUGCUAAUAAAUCACUCUCUUUACUGAGUGCGGAGACCAUGUCUAUUCUUCAGGACGCGCCUGCCUGCUGUCUGCCUCUUUUUAAAUUCACAGAUAUCUAUGAAAAAAAGUUUGGACACAAGUUGAACGUGUCGGAUUUAUAUAAGUUAACAGACACGGUGGCAAUCCGCGAACAAGGAAACGGAAGGCUGGUGUGUCUGUUGCCCAGCAGCCAGGCGCGGCAGAGCCCCUUGGGGUCUUCCCAGUCACACGACGGCUCCUCGACCACUUGCAGCCCGAUUAUAUUUGAAGAGUUGGAAUACCACGAGCCCGUCUGCAGGCAGCAUUGCCCCGAUAAGGACUUCAGUGAACAUGAAUUUGAUCCAGACUCCUAUAAGAUUCCUUUUGUGAUUCUCUCUUUGAAGACCUUUGCUCCCCAGGUUCAUAGUCUCCUGCAGACGCAUGAGGGCACCGUGCCUUUAUUAAGCUUUCCCGAUUGCUACACCGCAGCGCUUGGUGAACUGGAAGAAGUGCAGGAAAAUCAAGGGGGGGUCCCCUUAGAACACCUCAUCACCUGCGUUCCGGGGGUGAACAUCGCCACCGCACAGAAUGGCGUCAAAGUGGUCAAGUGGAUUCACAACAAGCCCCCGCCUCCAAACACAGACCCUUGGCUUCUGCGUUCCAAGAGCCCUGUGGGUAACCCCCAGCUGAUCCAGUUCAGCAGGGAAGUGAUCGACCUGCUGAAGAACCAGCCGUCCUGUGUCAUACCCAUCAGUCAUUUCAUCCCGUCCUACCACCAUCAUUUUGCCAAGCAGUGCCGGGUGUCAGACUACGGCUAUUCCAAGCUCAUAGAAUUACUGGAAGCCGUGCCUCAUGUGCUGCAGAUUCUCGGAAUGGGCUCCAAACGCUUGUUGACCCUUACCCACAGGGCCCAGGUGAAGCGCUUUACUCAGGACUUACUGAAACUUCUCAAAUCCCAAGCCAGCAAACAGGUCAUUGUGAGGGAGUUCUCACAGGCUUAUCAUUGGUGUUUCUCAAAAGACUGGGAUGUCACCGAGUAUGGGGUUUGUGAGUUGAUGGAUAUUGUAUCAGAGAUUCCAGACACAACCAUCUGCCUGUCCCAACAAGAAAACGAAAUGGUGAUUUGUAUCCCCAAAAGAGAGCGUACCCAGGAUGAAAUAGAAAGGACGAAACAGUUCUCCAAGGACGUCGUCGAUCUGCUGCGGCACCAGCCCCACUUCCGGAUGCCCUUCAACAAGUUCAUCCCCUCCUACCACCACCACUUCGGCCGGCAGUGCAAGCUCGCCUACUAUGGGUUCACCAAACUACUUGAACUUUUUGAAGCCAUACCUGAUAUUUUACAAGUGUUGGAAUGUGGAGAAGAAAAAAUCCUCACGCUGACAGAGGUGGAACGAUUCAAAGCUCUUGCUGCCCAGUUUGUCAAACUCCUUCGGUCCCAAAAAGACAACUGCCUUAUGAUGACAGAUCUGCUCACGGAAUAUGCCAAAACUUUCGGUUACACGUUUCGUCUCCAAGACUACGAUGUCAGUUCGGUUUCCGCUUUAACACAGAAGCUGUGCCACGUUGUAAAGGUGGCUGACAUGGCGUCGGGCAAGCAGAUUCAGCUCAUCAACCGCAAGUCCCUGCGUGCUCUCACUGCCCAGCUGCUGGUGCUGCUGAUGUCUUGGGAAGGAGCUGCCCACCUGUCUGUCGACGAGCUCAAGAGACAUUACGAAUCGACCCACAGUGCCCCCCUCAACCCCUGUGAAUAUGGGUUCAUGACCUUGACUGAGCUUCUGAAGAGCUUGCCCUACUUAGUAGAGGUUUUUACUAACGACAAGACAGAGGAGUGUGUGAAGCUCACAAGCCUGUAUUUGUUUGCCAAGAACGUGCGCUCUCUGCUUCAUACUUACCACUACCAGCAGCUUUUCCUCCACGAGUUUUCCACGGCCUACAGCAAGUACGUUGGAGAAACACUGCAACCCAAGACGUACGGCUACAGUAGUGUGGAGGAGCUCUUGGGCGCCAUCCCUCAGGUGGUCUGGAUAAAGGGGCACGGCCAUAAGAGAAUCGUAGUGUUAAAAAACGACAUGAAAAGUAAGUCCGCACCUGUCCUCUGUGCGCUUCGAGGGUCUGGCUGUGUCCCUGACUGUCCCCUGAUGCGCGCUCUUGGUCGUCCAGGCCGCUGGAGCUCCCUCGGGCUGUCCCCCGCCAGCUCUGAAGACCGGCCCUCAGCCCUGAAGCACAGUUCGGCGGCACUCGAAGCCCACACGGCCCCGGGACCCAGACCUGGCGCAGGCGGCGACGGGCCCCAGCAAACCGAGCAGGAGUUGCUCCGCCUGACCGACGACUCCCCCGUGGACCUCCUGUGUGCGCCCGUCCCGUCCUGCCUGCCGUCCCCUCAGCUGAGGCCAGACCCCGUCAUCCUCCAGGCUGCCGAUCUCAUUCAGUUUGAGGAGCACCCUCGAGCGCCUUCUGAAAUCAUGAUUUUAAACCAAGAGGAGAGCACUGAAAUUCUAGUACCAGGAAAGAGCAACCCCCCCGCCUCCGAGUCCAGCUCACCCCGCGUCUCCGCAGCCGCCCCAGUGCCUCCCUGCCCCGCCUCGGAGACCUCAGAGGCCCUGCUCGCCAAGGACCCCGUGGAAAGCCCAGCCAAAAAGCAACCCAAAAAUAGAGUAAAAUUGGCAGCCAAUUUUUCCUUUGCACCUAUAACCAAGCUUUGACUCGCGUCUUGAACAUAGAAUUAGGAUGGGGAUGGCUGUCUGAUUCUGCACACAAGUGGGUUCGAAAAACACAGCCUUUUCUGUUCGAAUGCAAAGCCCCUGGCAGCCCCUUACUUUGUCUUUAGAUGUAUCUCAUGACCUUUCGUUUCUUUUACAUUGAACACAGCCUUGAGCUGAAGUGUUUUUCUUUUUUCCUCCCCUAAUUAUUUGGGAAAAGACAAACCACCCCAAAAACCUCCUGGCGUUUGUUAAAAAAAAUUCUUAAUACCUUUUACCAAAAUUUUCUUGAUGAUCAUGAAAUGUGAUGCUGCUCCGUAAGAAGGAAGCAGUGGGAACUCAGCUCCAAGGGAGAGGUUUUACUUCCAUUCAGGCCACACCCGUGGUCGAAUCUCACGUCGCGUAAGAUCGGCCGGAAGCCUUGGCUUCGCGGCGUUUCCAGACAGGAGGAGUCGCGUGCAUGGCGUGUCAUUGCGGCAGAGCCUGGCCCGCGGCCUGCGUGCACACACGCAGCAAAGGGCGGGCGAGGCGGGGAGAAUGUAGUUUCACGUCGGGUAGAAGGUUCCUGGCUUCCCUGUGACUUGUAAGCGUGCCUGGUUUUUUUUGUUUUUGUUUUUGUUUUUGUUUUUGUGUAGUUUUGUUUUUAACUAUGUCUGUAGUUGACAAAUGUGGCUUCAGGAUAAAAAAAUUUUUAAGUGUUUCCACUUCAGGGUUCCAUGUAGGAGCUUUCGUGAAAGUUGAGGAUGUUUUAAGCUUCCCUUUUAUGUUCCAUUCCAGUUUGAUCUGCUUUAGGUUAAGGAAAAGGAGGUGGUCUUGGUGUGUCAUGAAUUUAGUCAGCACUUGGAUUCUAGCACACAGUGUUGUGUGUUGAGAGGCAAUGUUGGGAAGAGAGUCUGAUUUCCUAAAAUAUGCAUGAAAUGCAUAAAUUACAAAUCAGAGCUGAGAGGGCGAGGUGCAUUAGCAGGAGUGGUCUUGAUACUCUUUCCACUAGGAAGAGACAGAGUUCUAUCUAUACGUGUGAAGGCCAAGGUUGAUCAUCUGAACCUUGUACUUGUCAUUUUAAACCUGGUUUGGUAGCUGGGAAGCUUUCCGCCUGAGUGCGCGUGCGCACGCGUGCGUGUUGGCUCCGUGUGUUUUGAUCGUGUCCGCUUUUACUGUUACUUCGCGCUGUUGUUGGAAGCGUGUUUGGGUCUUUCUGGUGUCUGAUGUUGGCCUUCGGGAAAAGCCAGCCUUUGAGGGAGCACUGCCCUGUGGAAUGACCUUCGCCUCGAGGUGGCGGAGGCAUCCGGUGACGGUGACCUCUCACCCCUCCUGGAGAAACCUGACAUUUACAAUGGGUUGUAUUUGUUGGGCAAAAAGGCGGAUUCAUUCAUAGAGCAGAAAGAACCUGCGGGCUUAAGGUCUUCCACUACGGAGAUGGUUUCUUUGGGGAAUUGUCCGUAUGUUGUAAUUUCUAGAAAGCCAGAAAGUGGGCUCUGAUGUCAUAGCCAGCAUUUGCAUAAAAUGCCGCAGAAGGAGGGCCAGCGAGAGAUUUUUACAAGUCAGGUUUCUGUUCCCCAAAAUCUUUAAAAUGAAGCCUUCCAAGCAUAGGGCCCCUCUGCGAACCCUCUGGGACCCAAGGCAUUUCCUCUACAGACAUAGGAUGGCAGGAAGUCAAAUUCAGGUGUGCAGUUUUUUUAAGAAGCUUUUAAACCGUGUAAUAAAGUUGGUGUUGAGAACCUCAGUUGCCUUAUUCUGAGACUUCUUAAGGCUGAGUUUGCACUCUUGGACUUUAGUUUUGCUCACAGAUGCGGGAUUGCCUUUAAAAACUUGAGAGGUACCAUUACAAGUCACUUAGGGACAGGCUCCGAGCGACCUCUGUGGGCAGCAGACAGAGAGGAGCCCGCAGACGGGCGCUGUCGUGGAGGUCUGGUCGACCCGACCCUUCGCCAGGGUCGCCCAUUCAGCCGGGAUGCGUGUGUGACUCUAACGGUCGCUGUGGGAAGGCGAGAGAACACAGCGGGAGCUCGGUGUGGCCGUAAUGUGCUCCGCAUCGGCCAGUCUGAUUGUGGUCUAUUUUUUUAUCCAGAGGUUUAAUUAAAUGAUGUGACAAAGUGAUGUAUGAGAAUUAAGACAAUGAAGUUUUUUAUUUCUGGGUGGAAAGAUGUACCGGAUUAGAUUUAUCUGUUUGAAUUAAAAAAAAAAAAAUGAGACAAAAUGUCCUCACCAAACCCCCUUUCCCAUCUUGCACUGUGUGUUUCGGAUCGGGCUUGGGGGAAGAGAUGUUUUUCUUAACCGUCUACUUUGUUGAAACACUUUUUUUGUGGCUCAAGUGCUGUUUUGUGUGUUGGGACCAAACAGUUGUCAAUAAACUUUCAAAGCAAGCAUCUAA
This is a messenger RNA of Suricata suricatta (meerkat), 7821 nucleotides long. RefSeq names its product meiosis regulator and mRNA stability factor 1 (gene MARF1). Gene Ontology annotation, cellular component: cytoplasm; peroxisome. Gene Ontology annotation, biological process: post-transcriptional gene silencing. The record is from RefSeq and is a predicted model, not a curated record. The transcript has 26 exons. Gene Ontology annotation, molecular function: RNA nuclease activity; mRNA base-pairing post-transcriptional repressor activity; CCR4-NOT complex binding. Lineage: Eukaryota; Metazoa; Chordata; Mammalia; Carnivora; Herpestidae. The coding region runs from base 135 to 5453 and encodes 1772 amino acids.